GAACUGUCAAAACGUCGCUCACCUCACACAAAACCAAAACAUUCGCCUCUCGCGUGCACGCGAAAAAGUCCGAAAAAAUAUGGCUUCGCGAAUUAUUCAAACGUUAACCGGAGAAAAUCUACUCCGCCGAUCGGUCACCCUCCAGUGCUUCGUCCGACAUGGCCAUCGACUGCGGGGGAAACCACCGGGUGUAGCCCGCACGCUGGAACAACGCCUCGCCUGUGAACGCGCCGUAGAUCCGGAACUGGCCAAGAAGGUCAACAUCGGAUUUCCACACCUGAAACCGGCACGAUCGGAGCAGCUGAAGGAGCGAUUGGCACAUCUGAAGGCGCAGCGCGCCAAUCCGGAGCUGGAAAAGGCAUCCCGCGCCAAGACGCUUACCGUUGACCCGGAGCUGGUCAAACAGGACUGGCUCACAACAAGCGGCCCAUUCCACAUCAAACGGCUGGCCGAGCACUACGGGGUGUUUGAACAUCUGUACGGGUCAGCAUACUUCGUACCGCGAGUACACUUGCAAAUCGCCUUCAACAAUGGGGAUGUGGCCAGCCCAGUGUAUUACGGCAAUGUGCUAAAGCCGAGCGAAGCCUCGGCGGAACCAACGGUUCAGUUCGAAGCCAGUUUCAACUUCAGGGGUACUGCCGGUGAGGCUCAAGUCGGGGACAGUUGGUGGACUUUGGUGCUGACCAAUCCAGAUGGGCACUUCAGCGAACACGACAAGGAGUACUGCCAUUGGUUUGUAGCGAACAUUCCCAACGGUCAGGUGGAAAAGGGCGAGAGGAUCGUUCCGUACAUGCAGCCAAUUCCACCCAAAGGAACCGGAUUCCAUCGGCACGUUUUUGUACUGUACAAGCAAGAGAAGAAACUCGAUCUUAGCGAGUACAAAGUUGACGGAGAGAAGACUACGGAUUUGGAGGCAAGGACGUUCAAAACGUUAGAUUUCUACCGGAAAUAUCAGGACGAUAUGACGCCCGCCGGGUUGGCAUUUUUCCAGUCCGAUUGGGACACGAGUUUGGUGAACUUCUACCGGGAUGUGCUGAAAAUGAAACAUCCCGUCUUCGAGUACGACUUCCCUGCACCCUACAUCCGGGACCAGGAGUGGUUCCCACUGCGGAAGCCCUUCAAUCUCUACAUGGACAAGUACCGCGAUCCGCUGCAAAUCAACAAAGAAUACCUCGCCCGCAAGCUAGCCAAAACGCAUCCCUUCGAUGGCCCCGAGGCGCCACUACGUUUCCCCAACGCACAUCCGGUACGGGACGUGCCUUCCUGGCAGCGGACUGAAAUCAAGAAAGAUCGACGCGGCUGGGGCAGGAUCAACGACAUAUAAACUAGUCGAAUGUUAGGCAGAGAAAGAAAUAAAAUAAAACACUGUUAAAAAUCUUA
Aedes albopictus (Asian tiger mosquito) is the source of this 1380-nucleotide messenger RNA. It is a transcript of the gene mRpL38, whose product is annotated as large ribosomal subunit protein mL38. The transcript is spliced from 5 exons. Gene Ontology annotation, cellular component: mitochondrial large ribosomal subunit. NCBI's taxonomy places the organism in Eukaryota, Metazoa, Arthropoda, Insecta, Diptera, Culicidae. The coding region runs from base 80 to 1324 and encodes 414 amino acids. The record is from RefSeq and is a predicted model, not a curated record.